Xenopus tropicalis (tropical clawed frog) is the source of this 1951-nucleotide messenger RNA. RefSeq names its product cilia and flagella associated protein 210 (gene cfap210). Lineage: Eukaryota; Metazoa; Chordata; Amphibia; Anura; Pipidae. The coding region runs from base 167 to 1828 and encodes 553 amino acids. The record is from RefSeq and is a predicted model, not a curated record. The transcript is spliced from 9 exons.
AAUGCGAAGAGCAUGCGAGAUAAGUCGCCCCUUUCCCAGAGCCGCCUUCCUGCUGCUAAGCAACGGAUAUAACCAAUGAGCCUCUGCUUCGUUUCUAGGCAACAGAAGCCUCAACAAAAAAGUUAGAGGUUUCUAUGGAGGAUAGCCUGGCUAUUUCUACUGCACAAUGAUGGCCACUACUUUGUCUGCUCCUGUCGUGCAGUAUGGGAGGAGGAAAGGCCUUAGCAGAGCACAGUCAGCUGGAAACAACAGCGAAGUGCUUCCAGGAACAGUUGAUCUGAUGCAAGUGACUGUAUUCCCCAAGGCAGAAUGGGAGAGAAUUGUAAGCAACACAAACAGCUUGGAGCAAGAAGCCAGGCAAAUAUAUGAAGAAAAGAAAGAAAGGGAAGCCUUGCAUUUACAUUCCAAGGAAGUGGUGAAGAAUUGGACUAACACUAUAGCUGGUUUGAGACAAAAAAGACUGGAAUCAAAAAAGCUCCGUGAGGAAAAAGAGGAAGAGGAGAAAAGACUGAUUGAUUUGGAGGAAGCAAAAUUUCAGGAGCAAAAAAGAAAGGAGGCUAUUGAGAAAGCCAGGCUCAAGCAGUACUAUCAAAAUGACAAAGUCAAAACAUUCCAUAGUGCCCUGUUACUCACAGAAGUAGCGAAGGAAAGGGAACUGCAGAUAGAGCUGAAGAAUAAGAUGUUGGCUCAGAGCAAGAAGAAAGAAAAAGAUUGGCAGCGGGAACUGGAGGAAGGCAUAGCUGAAGAUCAGAGCAAAGCCUUGAAGCAACUUACGGACAGACGCAAUAACGCCAGUGAGCUCCUCAAGCAGAUUGACGAGCAGAAACACAAAGCAGAAUUAGAGAAACUAGGCAAUCAUAGAGAAGGAGAAGAAAUCCAGAGACAAACCAAGGACUAUGAGAUGGAAAUGAGGAGGCUCGGCCAACGUAAACUUGAAGAAAAGCAAGAAAUUAAGCGGGCUCACCUAGCCCAUAUCUCAGACAGAGAUUUUGUCAGAGCUCUGGAAAAACAGAAGGAAGAAGAGAAUGAUGAAAUGCUGAGACGUUUCGUUCUGGCCAAGAGAAAGAUGGGCAACUUGAAAAAAGCAAAAGAAGCGGAAAUGAACAGGCAAGUUGAAGAGAACAGGGACCGAAUCACUGAGCUUCUGUCGGCAUGGUAUAAGCAGAAAACCGACGACGAAGAGGAGCGCACUGCAAAAGCAAUGGCCGAUCAAGAAGCAAAGCAAAAGAAGGAAGCCCAGGAGAAAGAAGAGAAAAUAAAGGCAGAUAUAAAGGCGAUAACAGAACACAGACUUGCUGACAGAAAGAAGAAGGAAAAGGAAGAAAAAGAGGCGAAGAUGGAGGCUCUGCAGACCCUUUACUCCAUGAAAGAAAGUGAUCGUUUAUUUUUGCAGCAACAGCAAGAGAAAAUGAGAAAAGCAGAGGAAGAAUGCAAAAAUGUGCAGGCUGUGCAAGUCCAGCAAAUGGCAGAGAAAACGGUGAUGGCUCAGUCCGACAGGGAAGCGGAAAUAAAGUAUGCAAAGCAAAGUGAGUUCUUUCUGGCCAAGGAAGAGGACGAGUUCCAAGAAUAUGCAAAACAAGUGAUUGAUGUGGUGACCAAAGCAGGGAGAAACCCAUACGCCCUGAAGAAAGCAGCAAAGAGCGGCACUGGGGGCGGGCACGGCCCGGUCUAUACAGGGAGGGGAGGUAUCCGUCCUAGUUACCUCGUACAAGACACCAGUGGCGUUCAGUUACCCUCAUAUAAUAGUGGAACCACCCAGGAAAUCAAAGGACUGUAUGAGAGUGGGGACAUCCAGCACGGAAAGAGAAAACUUGGCUUUACCUGGUGAAACAGUGCCAGCGAGUUGCAAUCACCAGACCUAGCCAGAUGUUACUCCUAUUUACUUACUCUAGGUACUGAGCAAUGCAAGGAGCUGUAGUAAUGUAGAUUAAUAAACAAAGUUUACAACAUU